Tinamus guttatus (white-throated tinamou) is the source of this 171-nucleotide messenger RNA. Lineage: Eukaryota; Metazoa; Chordata; Aves; Tinamiformes; Tinamidae. The record is from RefSeq and is a predicted model, not a curated record.
AGGAACAAGAGGAGGAUCAUGCGCAUAUUCACGCUGCCCGCCGCGGCGGACACGCCGCCCGAGCCCAACUUCUACGACAGCAUGAAGAAGAUCCGCCUGCGGCAGCAGCUGGAGAUGUAUUCCAUCGGUAAGCGCCCGGGAAAUUCGCCGGGUUGCGUGGGGAUGGUGUGA